AUGCGAGCAGCAUGCAGUGGCCCCGCGUUGCAAAGCCCGCCGGCGCAGAGACGACAGUACUCGAGAUCUGCCCCUCCCACGUCCUGGCUCCCGGUUCCCUUUGUGACCGAAACAAUAGCCGGCCUGACGCACACGACAGACCUGUUCUCCCGCCUUCUCAAGGAGCGAAUUGUCGCAGUCUAUGGCGAAGUCGACGACCGCAUGGCUGGCACGGUCACCGCAUCCCUAUUAUACCUCGAGGCCGAAUCUGACCGUCCUAUUUCAAUGUACAUCAACUCUCCUGGCGGGAGCGUCACGGCCGGCCUCUCGAUCUACGACUGCAUGAACUACAUCGUCCCCGAGGUCUCAACGCUCGUGCUUGGCCAGGCCGCGUCCAUGGGAAGUCUGCUCCUCGCGGGAGGCGCGGCUGGCAAGCGUUACUGCCUGCCCCAUUCGAGCAUCAUGCUCCAUCAACCCAGCGGCGGCCACUACGGUACCGCAGCGGACAUUGCGAUCCACGCGAAGGAGAUCCUUCGGAUACGCACGCAGCUGAACAGGAUCUACGAGCGGCAUCUGACGGGCAAGAAGAAGAUGACGGUCGACGAGAUCGAGAGGAUGAUGGAGCGGGAUUACUUCCUGAGCGCGGAGGAGGCGCUGGAGCUGGGCGUGGUGGAUGAGAUUUUGGCCAGCAGGAAGAAGAAACCCGAGACGACGACGACGGCCGAGGAAACGUGA
Molecule: messenger RNA, 714 nt
Organism: Cladophialophora psammophila CBS 110553
Lineage: Eukaryota; Fungi; Ascomycota; Eurotiomycetes; Chaetothyriales; Herpotrichiellaceae
Product: ATP-dependent Clp protease, protease subunit
Exons: 2
Coding region: 1-714 (237 amino acids)
Biological process (GO): protein quality control for misfolded or incompletely synthesized proteins
Cellular component (GO): endopeptidase Clp complex
Molecular function (GO): ATP-dependent peptidase activity; serine-type endopeptidase activity; ATPase binding
Source: RefSeq, a predicted model, not a curated record